CAACUCCUUUCUAUAAAUCUCCACCGCAUUCUGUUCCUCUCAACCCUCACUAGUAUAAUCUCACUUCACCAAAAUAACGACACCUUCUUCUUCAAUGGCUGAAGCACGUUCAAAACCCCAGCACGACCAUGCCCGCACAAACUCAACACACCGUCAAGAGGGUGCCAGCUUCAUGAAGUUCCUCCCGGAGAUGUCCCUUUCCACCUCCCAAGUCCUCAUGCUCCUUGCCGGUGCCUCCAUUGGAGGCAUGCUGCUCCUCCUUGCCGGCCUCUCGCUCAUCGUCAGUCUCGUGGGACUGAUGAUUGCGGUGCCACUUUUCAUCCUGUUCAGCCCGGUGUUAGUCCCGGCCGCAAGUGUCAUCGGAAUAGCGGUGACUAGCAUUAUAGCGGCCGGGACAUGUGGGCUGAUGGGAUUAGUGACAUUCACUUGGAUGGUGAAUUACCUCCGGCGGGUGAUGGUGACGCCGGAGCAGGCGAAGCGGCGCAUAGCAGAAAUGGCGGGGCACGUGAAGCAAAAGACUAAGGAAGCUGGGCAGGACAUUGAGACAAAGGCACAAGAUGCAUAAAAGUCACAAACAACGCAAUAAGUUAUCGUGUGAGAAGAGAAAAUGGUUUGAGUUGAGUACUUAUGAGAUGUGAUAUACUAUAGUGUGCAUCGUAUCAUUUUAUCAUUAUAUGUAAUAUAUGUUUGUGUGUGUGGGAAUUAGAUAUUUAACCUUUUGUGUUUUGGAAUAUGGAGUUUCAUUUUGUGUUUGUUUAAUUAUUUGCAGUUGUUGAAUAUUCCUUGUGUGUAAUGAGUGUUAAUGAAUUAUUCCGGUUUUCAUGGUUAUAAU
This is a messenger RNA of Cajanus cajan (pigeon pea), 832 nucleotides long. Its product is annotated as oleosin Ara h 14.0103. The record is from RefSeq and is a predicted model, not a curated record. Gene Ontology annotation, cellular component: membrane; monolayer-surrounded lipid storage body. NCBI's taxonomy places the organism in Eukaryota, Viridiplantae, Streptophyta, Magnoliopsida, Fabales, Fabaceae. Gene Ontology annotation, biological process: lipid storage; response to freezing; seed oilbody biogenesis.